Molecule: messenger RNA, 234 nt
Organism: Molossus molossus (Pallas's mastiff bat)
Lineage: Eukaryota; Metazoa; Chordata; Mammalia; Chiroptera; Molossidae
Product: putative protein SSX10
Exons: 4
Coding region: 1-234 (77 amino acids)
Biological process (GO): regulation of DNA-templated transcription
Cellular component (GO): nucleus
Source: RefSeq, a predicted model, not a curated record
AUGGAGGAGUUCCAGAGUUCAGGGGAGAAGUACAAGGCAUUCAAGGAUAUUUGCAAAAAUGCCUCAGUGGAAGACUGGGCAGCACUGAAAAACUCAGAGAAAAAAACCUAUGUGUGUAUGAAGAGAAAGUAUGACACCAUGAUUCGUCUAGAGCUGGCUCAGAAACAGCUGUGCCCCUCAGGAAAUGCGAGAGCCUCUGGUCAGCAGAUCCAGAAGUCAUCAGCUGAGAUCUGA